Molecule: messenger RNA, 1716 nt
Organism: Beta vulgaris subsp. vulgaris (sugar beet)
Lineage: Eukaryota; Viridiplantae; Streptophyta; Magnoliopsida; Caryophyllales; Amaranthaceae
Product: AT-hook motif nuclear-localized protein 14
Exons: 6
Coding region: 402-1439 (345 amino acids)
Molecular function (GO): minor groove of adenine-thymine-rich DNA binding
Source: RefSeq, a predicted model, not a curated record
GUAUCGCAUCCCUUCAAUUUGUGGGACACAUGUACUCACACUGUCACACAUUAGAUAAGCCUCUUAACUUUUAGCUAUCACUAAAAAAAUGAAAAAAAAAGAACAAGUCAAAAUCUCACAUAACUCCCAAGUAAACGCUUUUACUCACCAUCUCCAAUAAACCCCAAAAUAAAAAAGUACUCUUACACACUUAACCCUCUUUCUCUCUCUCCAAAAAAAAAAAUCCACUAAAAGUCCAUCUAACCACAAUCCAACGGCCCACAAUCCUCCACGUCACACAAAAAUCCCCCAAAAAACCCAAAAUUCACAUUUCUCCCAAUUUCCCCAAUUUAUUUAUUCAUUUCCUCCCAAAAAAAAAAUCCCCAAAAAAAUUUCUUCUUAUUCUCUCUCCUCCCCCUCUAAUGGAACCUAAUGAAAGCGGACUAACCUCUUACUAUCAUCCACACCAACACCUUCCUCACCCUCAACAACAACAACAACCUUCUUCCACUCUCUCUCCUCCCACCACCACCAACACUGCCGGCGCAAAUUCUCCGGCGACGAACGGAAUUUCCGACGGUUCUGCCGGCGCACUUUACCCGCAAUCCGUGGCUGGAAAAGCGCCGGCGACUUCCGAGCCACAGCGUCGAAAAAGAGGACGGCCUAGAAAGUACGGCACACCUGAAGCUGCUGCCGCUGCUAAACGAGCUGCAGUUCCGUCUUCGAUUAAACGGAAGGAACAACAACAUCAUCACUUUAUUCCUGGCUCUUCUUCUCACUCAUCUUCUGCUUCUUCAAAGAAAUCUAAUUUGAAUUCUGUUGGUGGUCAGGGAUUUACUCCUCAUGUCAUCAAUGUGGCUGCUGGAGAGGAUGUGGGCCAGAAAAUUAUGUUAUUCAUGCAACAAGCUAGACGGGAAUUAUGCAUCUUGUCAGCUUCUGGUUCUAUUGCUAAUGCAUCUCUUCGACAGCCAGCUAUAUCUGGAGGCAGUAUUGCAUAUGAGGGACGUUUUGACAUCAUUUCGCUUACUGGAUCUUAUGUACGCUCAGAUCUUGGAGGAAAGGCAGGGGGCCUAAGUGCAUGCCUUCUCAACACAAAUGGGCAAAUUGUUGGAGGUGGUGUAGGUGGUCCUCUUAUUGCUGCAGGCCCUGUGGAGGUAAUUGUAGCUACCUUUCUGAUUGACCCCAAGAAAGAUGGCAGUGCUGGCUACAAAGGGGAUGCUUCUGCAACUACAAUACCUUCACCAGUUUCGGCGUCAACUGCAGUUUACAGACCAGUAGUUGAAUCUUCCGGAGGAUUUACAGUGUCCACUGGAGGUGAUGAUCAUCAGAAUAUGGAUGGAAAUCCUUUUAUUAUGCAAACUCAAUGGAGAAGUGGAAUCAAUUAUGACUUGGGAGGUAAUACUGGUCACAGUUCACAUGAUUCACCCGAAAAUGGAGAUUACGAGCAGAUGCCUGACUAAAAGUUUCCUUUAUAUAUUUGGUUGGCAGAGUCAUCUAAUCACAGGCUUUUCCAUGAUUAUAUGAGUUGUUUUUUUAGGUCAAAUUAGAUAUAUAUUUCCUAUUCACAUGAACUCCAAUUAGAUACAUGUACAGGUGACUAAUAGUCUCUCACUCUUCUUAUUCUUGACUUCUGCAGCUUGCGCUGUCGUAGAUUUAAUUACAACAUUAUUUAUUGUUAAGCCAUUCACAAUUUUAUGCCUGUGCAUUUUCCAUAUAAGCAGGAUAAGCCCUUCUGUA